Thermochaetoides thermophila DSM 1495 is the source of this 6795-nucleotide messenger RNA. RefSeq lists its product as uncharacterized. Bases 1 to 6795 code for a protein of 2264 amino acids. Gene Ontology annotation, biological process: 5S class rRNA transcription by RNA polymerase III; transcription initiation at RNA polymerase III promoter. The transcript is spliced from 2 exons. Gene Ontology annotation, cellular component: transcription factor TFIIIC complex. Gene Ontology annotation, molecular function: DNA binding. The record is from RefSeq and is a predicted model, not a curated record. Lineage: Eukaryota; Fungi; Ascomycota; Sordariomycetes; Sordariales; Chaetomiaceae.
AUGAGCGGACUGGGUCUCGAGGUCCUUUUAGAGGGCCUCAUUCCAGAGAUAGCCUAUUCGGGCGAGAAAGGCGUGUCGAUAACCGAGUUGCUGAAAAUCGUUCGCAAGUACCAUUUGAGCCUCAAUGGCCAAGAUGUAGAGAGCUUGGCAUCAAUUGACGAUGCCGACCUCGAAAAGUCGCUGACCGAGGCUGAGAUGGCAUCGGCUCGCUGGGCGUGGGACUGGUUACGUUCCCGUCCUCAGAUUCUCAUCAAUGGCGACCGCCGCUAUAACAAGCUCGAGCUGGACGAGGUUCUCGCUCUCCCUGAAGCUGAUAAAGUCGGCCCAGCACUUGCCGGAGCAUCGUCGAUGAGUGCGCCCGAAAAGGGGCAGAAAGGCAAGAAGGGCUCGAAAAGCAAGGACUUGACCCUCACGGUUCGGCCGAGGAUUCACCCAUCUGAGGAGCUCGUCUGGCAAACAUUAACUCGUCAUGGAGUCGACUACAAGCGAGUUCCUGCGCUGGAAUGGGCCUGUCUUCAGGGCAUUGCUUCAGCCAGGGCCGAAGGUAUCCUUCAAAGCGACCUCCGAAAGCUCGUGAAUCAAGACAAGCGAUCUCUCCCCAAGCGCACAGAUUCUCUCGCUAGGAAGGGCUACAUCGCCAAGCGAACUGUUGUCGUUCAGAAGAUGAAGACUAGUCGAUUGUGGCUGAUUGAUUUUGCCCCUCCCCUGGUCGAAGCAGAUGCAGCUGGUCUGGAUCUGUCGCCUGAGACUCUCAGCAAGGACCUGGAACCUGUUCAGUGGCAUUCCCGUUGGACUGGUAACAACAUCGACAUGGAUGCUCUGGGUCGGACCGCGGUCGGCGUGGUGAAGGCGUUCAACGUGAUGCGGUACUCCGAUCUCAGGUCCAAGAUGGGUGUGGUUGGCAAGCGAUGGCAGAUGAAGACACUGGCCAAGACUUGCCAACGACUGGUUGACAUGGGAAUGCUGAAGUACACGGCUGCCUCCUUUCCGGGCUCGCGCAAGGUGUUCAAGGACUGUCUUAAAUUUAUCAGAGAGCCCACCUCGGAGGAGUGGGAGAAGUUUCUGGCUACUGGCAAAAAGACUUCGCAGUAUUCGGACCCGACCAGGCAUAGAGAGCCCAAGCCGAAUGCACUCGCGCUUUACAAGAAAGCAGACGACAACGAUGAGCAGAAGGGCGGAGAUGAUAAGUCCAAGUUGAAGCGUAUUUUCAGCGGCUGGACGCCGGAGAAGCCGCUUCCGCAGACCGUCUUUGAGGUCAUCAAGAGUGCCGGGCCCGAGGGCGCCUCCAACCCCCAAGUCAGCGUCGCGACUGUCGGCUAUCAACAUCGACGUUACCUGUCCAGCUACCUCACCAAGGUCGCUGAGACCCAGCAGCCGCCACACCUCAAGAAGUUCCAGGUGGUUAGCAAACUUGUGCGCCACGGCAAGACUUCUGCAUACAUGUUUUCGGCGGCGGUCAACAAUCCUGAACAUCAACCUGAAAAGGAAGCCACUCAGACAGAGAGCUCGAACCCCGCCGAUCGGUAUGGUUUUGGCGCCGUGAGGCCGAAGCUGUUUGCUCCAGAGGAAGAGGCAACUCUUUCCAACUUUUCGCGUCUUGCGCGUAAAUCGCGACCGUACGCGAAGCGCAAAACCCUACCUCCUACUCCCAAAGUGGGAGACGUCGUUGCAGAACCUGCACCUGAAACAGCCAGGCAGGCUGAUGUUGAGAUGCAGGAGCUGCCUGCGAGCCAGAAAUCAACAGAAGAGAAGCUUGAGGAGCAGCUGGCAGAGACACCGACCAGUGAACCUGCUCCUCUGGAAGCUAUGGAAGUUGAGCCUACUGCUGUCGAGACUGCUGAAAAGCCAGUCGACACUCAAAAGCACCAGGCGAGAGAACCGGAAGCUGGGCAAGAACCGGGGGAAGAACAGCAAGAGCCUUCUCAAGACGCAGCCAAAGAGGAAGUCCAACAACAGGAGACAUCUGACGAGGCGCUUCCCUCUGGAUUUACUCCAAUCAACAAAGUGCCGCCAAAGAAGCGGGAGGAGAUUGCUUUGAAUGUUCAAUACAACGACAAAUGGGGCAGGCUGCGGCUUUCCUUUGCUGAGAAGAAUCUUGUCUGGCUUCGGUCGGGAAGAGGCCUCAAGAAGCCCCUCAUCAUUCGGAUCGAUGACACCCUACUCGACUCGGAGAUUCAAGAUGUACCAGACAGCAAUGACCGCAGUCUUGUUUUGAAAGUUCAGGUCGACAAAGAUGAAGCUCCCUGGACGUGUGUAUUCAUCCUCGACAAUGAACCCGACAGCCAGCAGAAUGCCAUGGAAAUUCAAGAAGUGAUCGCCAAGAUCAAAGCCGGGGAGGAAGUUGAUCCUGGCGCUGAUGAAGAGGCAGCUCUCGAAGAGACCGACUUUGCGCAAGAUGCCACCGCCGAAGCCACACCCGCAGAAUCGGGAUCACGUCCUCGAGGCAGACCAGCUGGUCGCGGUCGUGGAGGAGCCCGUAGCAAGGGUAAGAAGCCUCGCAGGCCGCCGCUUCCUCCCGGCGUCAAACCUUUCGUGUGCCCAACCUGCGGCGGCGCCUGGAAGAACGACAUUGGUUUGAAAUACCACUUGGAGAAGGCCCAGGUACCCUGCAAUCCCAACUUCGACCCAAACGCAGUCAUUCGCAGACGACGCAGGCAGUCGCCUGUGCCACCGCCGCCUGAGUCUGUUCAGUCUGAUGCUGGGGAGGAGACAGCAGACGUGACUACGGAAAAUGCAACACGCCCGCGACGGGCUAAAGCUGCUGGCAGGGAGAGGAAAGAGGAGAAAAAGAAGCACCGGCCGAGGCCUAAUGUUCGAGCUGCGAUGCGGUCUACGAGGGAUGUUGUGAACGGGUUCCGAGGCGUUGGGGCAGCAGAUCCGGAGCCUGAGGAGGAAAUGGAGAUUGAUUGGGAGGCUGAGAAGGCACGGGUUGUAUCAAGAUACCGCGCUUUUCAGGAGGCCAAACCAGUUGAGCAGCUUGAGCCUCAAUUUGGUGUACCUGCAGCAGCUGAGCAGGGCUUCCUGGUUGCGAAACAUUCCACGCUCUCAGCGCUGCCAGCGUGUCCUUCUACUACGUCAUCUUUCUCCGAGUCAAUGACAUAUCCACGGAGUAUUGCUGCUGCGCAGAACGGGACUACGAAGCUUCCGGAGCAAGCACAAGCACAUAUUGUCUCUGCUUCACUUCCGACAGCACCCUCAACCCCCCCAGAUACCUUGGACCAUUCAGCCACAGCUCAAGGACUUGCCCCAGUGGAGAUCGCCCGAGCCCCGUCCGACAAUACGCAGCAGAGCCCAAUCGACCGAGGCAUAGCUGCUUCUGUAUCGAGUGUUUCGCAAUCCUAUCCUGAACCGCCUUCCUACUCAACCGCCGAAGAAACUGCUCAGUUCACAGCAGCACAAACCGAGGCAGCAACCAACAAGCCCGAAGAAACCAGCCGCAUCAAGCCAUUCAUCCCCUCAAGCUACGACCGCCUGGCGACUGACGCAAAGAAGAGAACAGCCCAGGCGUUCGACAUCAUCAACUACCUCCUCGACAACAACUGCGGCGUCUUCCCCGGCGAAAAGGCUCUCUACUACGCGGUCACUAAGGUCUUCCUGCAAGAGUUCCGGGGCCAGGUGCCGCCCAGCUGGAAAAAUUUCUUAAGCGCUGUUCGAGCAAUCGAGUCACGCAAGCUGGCCACAGUUCAUACCCAUAUGCUGCGUACCGAGCGAGGCAAAUUGCAGACCUGCACACUGCUCAUCCGCAGCGGCGUCGAUCCCAACGGUGUGGUCCCGGCUAUCAUGAAGCAGAAAAUGCGUGAGGCUUAUCCGAGCAUUUUUAUCCCUCCUGCCUUCUCGCCAACCCAAGAGGAGUUGGCACUUCUUCAAGAGCUCGACAAGAAACCCAUGCCACAGCCGAUUGAAACCAAGCCGAACGCCAAUGGGCAAAAGUUCCGCAGCCGGCGUAAGUAUGACGAGGUCGAGGUGUUCAAUGCGCCUUACUACACGCAGAAUGCCGAGACGAUGGAGGUCAAGCGGGAUCCCCUCUGGUUCCGGGAGGAUAGCGAGUUCCCCUAUGCGGGUAGGGGCCCAGGCAGGCCAAGGAAGCGGCCGGUUGAAGAGGGCGCGGAGACGUCGCCACAGAAGAAGGUCAAUGUCUCGGCGCAGGAGAGUUUUGGCAUUCCUUCAGCACCGGCGUCACAGAGCGCUUCAUGUGAGAUCCCUGUUGAUCCUACUAUUUUGACCCUCAGCGCUGGUUCAACGUCGUCUGUCCAGGGGGAACGUGAAACGCCUGCGCAGAACGGUGUUCAGCAGGGCCAAAAUGGCUCUUUCAGCGGCAACGGGACUGGGCCAACCUCUCUCGUUGACGCGAUCAGGGUGUAUAGUCUGCUACCUGCGCGAAUGGGAGGGCGUCGGAAGACCAAUUCUACACCUGAGACAUUGACUAAAGUCCCUCGCGAGGUGGGAAGGAUCAGGAAUCCGGGACUUGCGAGCCUGCCUGGCGAUUUCUGGACAUCUAUCGGCAGCGCUAGGGCUUGGGACAUUCCGGUCGUCAAGUUCUUGGAACCUAAUACGGGCCUUUUUGAUGGCGCCGAGACCGAUGAUGAGGAUGAAGCUGUGGAGGAUUUGGAUGUUACGAUGGAGAAUGCUGAUGCCACACCCGAGGGGGCUAAGAAGCCCAAAGAGUUUACGUUUGUUGAGCCAUCGAUCCUACACGGUUACCAGGGCGCAUGGCCAUCUCUCGAAGCAGACUUCUUCGAACAGCACGACGCCAGCUUCACCAUCGAAUGCUGGAUGCCAGAUCGACAGCAGCUUCUGGCUGAGAAUGUACCGACGAGCGCGGCCGAAAUGGCAGAAAAGCAAAAGGCCGCCAGGAUCCGGCCGCAAGACUGGGUGGACAGGAAGUACGCCAAGUUCUGCUCCCUCGUCAACCAAGUCGCAGCCUGGGAACAGUCCCCCGAGGGAGAAGCCAUCCUAUCGGGGCUGGCCAUUGUGCCGGGCACCACCUUCAUCAACGUCUCCCCUCACCCAUCCCGCUACAACAUGCGCCCUGUCGACCUCAAGUGGUCAGAUGACACUCAAUUCGACCUCGAGACCGUUCCGUACGAUGAUCUGGAAGAGGACGACUAUCUCGAUGUGAACUACGUGGAUUUCCCACCAGGUAAAGGGACAGGCCGACUCCUAGGCGACGUGCCACACAAGCGUCGCAAGAUACAACAACAGCAGCACGCACCCAAGGAGUCGACUUCUACGCAGCCGCGCCGUGCUAUGGGCCGACCGCCUAAGCUCAAGCUGCAGGCGAUCAAGACGAUGCGGGAGCUCACGGCGUACCCCCGGACACCAGACGACUUUCUGCGGCAUCCUGGCGAAGAAGAGGAAGAUCUUAACUGGGCGAGCGAGAACGUCCGGCUGGCGGCGUUCAUCGUGGUUACCACGCUGCUGGGCGGUGUUGAUCGGGUUGUGGACUGGGGCUUAAUGCUGAGGCUGAUGCCAGAUCAGACGAUUAGCCAACUUCGGCACUACUGGUGCAGUCUGAAGAAGGAUCGCAUGUCGACGAUUGUGAGCCUGACGGAGAAGUUUCGGGUUGCGUUCCUUAGGGCGUACGAAAAUGGCGAGCUCCCACCGCUGGAUUACAAUAACGUGCUCGCGUACGACUGGAAGGGCCUUAUCAAGUGGACCACACAGCUCGACGGCAUAGAAAGACGCGAGCUACCCGCUUCCCGUGAGGAACUCGACAAGCACUUCCGCGUGGCUAAGUUCGAGCACGGCAACCGCGAGUGGCGUGAAGCCUUCUUCCAUCCUCAGCGCUCCAUCUUCAACAAGUUUCAGGACGCAACUUCUGAGGCGCUGGCACUCCCCGUCGACGACGAUGUACGCGACUGCGACCGCGGCCGCUACACAGGCUUAAGCACCGACAUGAUUGUCGCGAUGGCCUGGACACGUUCACUCUGCGUGACCCCUGUCGAGGCCUAUUCCGCUGAGAUGGUCCUCCACCGGCGCAACAGCCUCUUCCCGCAGUACAGUAAGACAGAGAUCACCGAGCUAAUCAUGAAGGGUGUCGACGCCCUCCAACGUGACGGCGUCAUCUCCAAGUCGUCCUCGAAAUGGUCCAACGGCCGACGCUGGCGUUUCAACACCCGCGUGCUGGACACACUCGAGAAGCACGCCCAGCAAGAAAAGUUCGUCAAAGCAGCUCAGUUUAAGCGCGAGCUCGACGCCGCUUUCCGCGCUGGUGAAACGAAGCGCGUAACGUAUAUCACCAACGACGGGAUGAUUAUGGCCCUGCUCAACAUGCAAGCCCACGGACGCGUCCGCAUCGAGACGACGGGUCAGCCUAAGGUGCCCAUGGGCCAUGAACCAGGCAACUACGAGACGCGCAAGUACACCAAGAAAUACCUCCACUUCCGGCUCGACGUCGUGCCCACCGAGACCUACCUCUACGAUUCCCCCACAAACCCUGACGAACCUGAUGACUUGGCCGCUCUGCGAGCACGUAUCCGCGCUACCCCGCCUCCGACCCAGGGCCCCAACGGGACUAUACCGGUCUGGUGCGAUGUGUUCAAUAAGGUCGACGCCGAACGCUGGCUGAAGUACCUUAGUGCUGUGCUCAUCACGUUGGCGUCACGAGGAUCGAUGGGGGCGCAGGAGCUGGUCAAGACAUUGAAGCCGGUGAUUAUGUUGUUUGAAGCGGAGAUGAUUCUGGAGUGGUGUCAGCGCUUGGGGGUUGUAGGGAGCCAGAUGGAUGGGCUUGCCGCGGGGGUCAGGGAGUGGUGGUGGGUUGUUGUGGAGGCGCAGAGGGAGGGGUUGAUGGGAUAG